UCGGCCAUUUUCAAAAAGUCGUGCUUGCGAACGGACGCUGUCUCGUGCGUGUGAAGAACAGUUUUUGCCAAGACUUGGUGCGUCGGUUACCCUCAACAAGCGGCUCAGUCGUUCGCAAGCGUUCAUCGCUCUACCAAGUACUUCUCGGAAAGUUUAACGUCGUACAAACAAAACCUAUAUUAUCACAAUGACGGAUGUUUCGGCCAAAACUGAAAAGACCCCGGUCACCACCUCCGAGAAAGAGGUAGAGUCGGACGAGGCAACGCCACAAGUAGCGCCGGCCGACGCGACAGAGGAAACAGCAACCACCGAUAAAACUGCCGCCGUUGAAACCGACGGUGCCGCCGCCGACGCCGCAGAAGUAGCGGAGAAGAACGGCGAAGAAGAGCCGGCCAAGGCGGACAAAGACAACGGUGUCGCCACGGAGGAGGAGGCAGCCGCCGCCACCACCACCACCACCGCCGAGGGCGAACCGAAAGAAUCCUCGACCGAGGACGGCGAGGAGGGCAAGGAGGAGGACGGUGCUGCUGACAAGGCGGCCGAGGCCACCAAGAGGAAAGCCACCGACGUGAAGGCUGACGGUGCGGCGGCCGCGGAGGUUGACGGUGCCGAGCAUACGACGCCCGAGAAGAAGGCCAAACUAGACGACAGCAGCGACGCCAAAGCUGCCGAGGAAGUUUCCACUUAGAACAGUAACACACAAACUUAACUUUAUAAUUAUAAUCAUCGUAAAAAUGUCUCGAUACAACAAAACCUUCAUACAUUCAAUAAACUAUUCUUUUCUGGAGUAACUAAACAAACACACACAUA
Molecule: messenger RNA, 810 nt
Organism: Anopheles arabiensis
Lineage: Eukaryota; Metazoa; Arthropoda; Insecta; Diptera; Culicidae
Product: translation initiation factor IF-2-like
Exons: 2
Coding region: 188-688 (166 amino acids)
Source: RefSeq, a predicted model, not a curated record